This is a messenger RNA of Lolium perenne, 2004 nucleotides long. Lineage: Eukaryota; Viridiplantae; Streptophyta; Magnoliopsida; Poales; Poaceae. The record is from RefSeq and is a predicted model, not a curated record.
UGGACACGUUGCCUGAUGGAGAAUGAAUUGCUGAAUGUACUGGUAGAAGGAAAUGCGAAGAAAUUUCUUUGGACUCUGGGGGCGACGAGGACCAAGCUUUUCAAAGGAAUCAGUAGUGAUGGGGAGGGGGUGCUCCAUAUUGCUGCUAGGACGGGCGAUAUGCAGCUAGUGAAAGCCAUCUUUGACAUAUUUGAAGUUGGAGACUUGCUAGCAAACAGCACAAAAGCCUUGGGUACGACUCAGAUGGAAAAAAACAGCACAGAAGCUUCCGGUGUGGACCAGUUGGAAAAAAACAGCACAAAAGCUUUGGGUGCGUCCCAGUUGGAAAAAACCAGCCUAGAAGCUUUGGCUCUGGCCCAGAUGGAAAAGAACCGAACAGAAGAUUUGGACAUGGCUCAGUUGAAAAAAAACAGCACAGAAGCUGACAAAGCAGCAAAUAAUGGCAAAUCGAUCCCAACAGAUAUAGAUUCGAAAAAAAAAUAUGAAAUAUGUGGUGUGGGAAGAGAGAAAAUCAUCCAGUUUGUAGACUUCCUGAUGACUCGAAAUUACAGUGGAGAGACGUGCUUGCACGAGGCGAUUAGGUGGGACCGUAAAGAACUUGUCACCUCACUGAUCUGGAUAAACCAACAAGUGUGCAAGGGUGACAUAACAAGGCCUUCACUGGUAAAGAUAGUGGAUUAUGGAGGCGUAUCUCCGCUCUACUUGGCUACCAUGUUAUGCAGAACUGACAUUGUUCUGAGCCUCACGAAGGAUGACCACAACGUCCUAGCAUCCUAUGCUGGCCCUGGAGGAAGGACAGCCUUGCAUGCCGCCAUUCUAUUGAAGAACAAAAAACUCAUCAAGCAGCUGCUCAAAUGGAAUUUAGAUCUCAAAAGUGAAAAAGACAAGUGUGGCAGCACCCCUCUUCACCUCUUGGCGUCGGUGGAAGGUCUAGAUGGAAUCACAGAGCUAUUAGUACCACGAUUCCCUGCUUACCACCCACACUCCAACGGCCCUUGUGAUUUUCUGAAAAAGGACUCCGACGGUAUGCUUCCCAUACAUGUCGCUGCCUCGAACGGAAGGCUUGAAAUGAUCAAGCGAUUGCUCAAGGCAUGCCAUCACUGCAUGUGUUCUCGCAAUGCCUCUGGCAGCAGCUUCCUUCACAUUGCUGUUGAGAAAAAAUGGCUUGGUGUGGUACGACAUGUAUGCAAGGAACAAACCUUGGACGGAAUUCUUAAUUUGCAGGAUCGGGAUGGAAACACAGCUCUGCAUCUGGCUGUGAAGAGCGGGCAUCAGCUCAUAUUCUGCAUCUUGAUGAGUAACCCUGGAGUUUGUUUGAAUUUGACAAACAAGGAGGGGCACACACCUCGAGAUCUUGCGAACUUGGGCAUCGAUCAUCAACUGAGACUGUUACAGAAUUCCCGGGUGUUGAUAUCUUUUCAUCUGUGGCUAGCCAGAGCUAAGUUUGGUACCUGUCGAAAGGAUAAACACAUGGCUGCGAAACUUGACAAGGAAAAUCUAUCAGACAAAAUGACCAAGUUCGCGGGACCUAUGGCUGUCUGUGCCAUUUUCAUGCUCAACAUAUCAGUUGCAGCCUUCUUCAGUAUUGCCAAGUCGUACUUACCCUCCGCUGAUCCAAAUGCUGCAGCUGGGGCUGUGAGCAAGUCAAAAAGUAAUGCGGCCCGUGCUUUUAAAGCUCUCAUUAUCUCCGACAUCAUUGCAUUUUCUUCAGCUGCGCUAACUGCCUACUGCGGCACAUUCGCCGGGUUAUCCCUUCUUGCGGUAUCGGCUAGAGAUGCUCUUACUGGUUCAAACGCUGGACAUCUGGCCGAGGACGACCUCGAGGUGGCCUUGUCCGACGAGCUCCUGGGGAACAAGAUGGCCGGGGUCGAGCGGAUGCUCGCGUCGUCGCCCGCCACCGGCAGCAAGCGCCAGCGCCUCAAGAACAGCAUCGUGUUGCUUCAGCAGUCCAAGGAGGCCGUGGCUGACAUCAUGGACAGGAUUAGCGCUGCAGGGGAAGUGUAG